CCCUGGACUGCCCCCAGGAGCCCAGUAGGGAAGCAAGACUCCCAAGUCAGGGCAGAGUGAUCUGGACCAGAGCCAGUACUCACAACUCUCCCCUAGUCCUCCUGACACAGGCUGCCUCCAGGGCAGUCGUUAGACAAUCCUGGAAGUCCCCAGCAGUGACCCCCAUGGCUCUGCUGAUCCACUUAUUAGUAUGCAUCUUUGGCUCUGGCUCCUGGGUGGCCAUCAACGGACUCUGGGUAGAGUUGCCUCUGCUGGUAGAAAAACUACCUGAGGGUUGGUACCUUCCCUCUUACCUCACGAUCAUCAUCCAGCUAGCCAAUGUGGGACCCCUCCUCAUCACGCUGCUCCACCGAUUCCGGCCUGGCUGCCUCCCUGAGGUCCCCAUCAUCUAUGCAGUGCUAGCCGUGGGCACGACUGCCUGCGUCCUCUUCGCUUUCCUGUGGGAGAAGACGUCAGUGGUGGCUGGUGUUCCCCAUAGCACAGCCUUCUUGGUCCUUACCUUCUUCCUGGCUCUGGUGGACUGCACCUCCUCUGUCACUUUCCUGCCCUUCAUGGCCCGCCUGCCAGCCCGGUACCUCACCUCCUACUUUGUUGGGGAAGGCCUGAGUGGUCUCCUCCCUGCUCUGGUGGCUCUGGCCCAAGGCUCAGGGCUCAACACCUGUGCCCAAAUCACCAAUAGCUCUAUAACCACUGAGCCACCUAACAGCACCAAAGCGUCCUUCAUCCUUGAGUCACUUAACAUCACUGUGAACCCUGACCUCACCAGCAGCACCCCUCAGCCAGAGACCUGUUACUUGCAACCCAACUUUUCCCCCUUUGUCUUCUUUCUCCUGCUGACAGUCAUGAUGGCCUGCUGCCUGACUGCCUUCUUCGGACUGACUCGUCUCCCUAAGCAGUGGGAACUCUCUACUGAGGACCUCCUAGUUAGUCAGGUGACUCUCAGAUCUUUCCAGCUCCAGGAAACUGGCAGCAGUAACAGAGACAGCUGCCCAUCCGUAGUCCUGCCUGAGGAGAAGCAGGUCACCAUCCGGCCACAGGCCCAAUUAGCCUUCAUCUACUUUUUGGUGGUCUUUGUGAAUGCCCUCACCAACGGAAUCCUCCCCUCUAUCCAGACUUACUCCUGCAUGCCCUAUGGUUCUAUGGCCUAUCACCUGUCUGCCACACUUAGUGCCAUGGCCAACCCCCUCUCCUGCCUCCUGGCUAUGUGCCUAUCCAGUAGAUCUCUCUCCUGGCUGGGGAUGAUCACAGUGGUGGGAACCGGUUUUGGAGCCUACAACAUGGCCGCGGCUGUCCUGAGUCCCUGCCCCCCGCUGAAGGGCUCCCAUUGGGGAGAGGCCCUCAUUGUUAUCUCUUGGGUGCUUUUCACUGGGACCCUGAGCUACGUGAAGGUGAUGACUGGGGUGCUCCUGCGUGACCUGAGCCACAGCGCCCUCGUGUGGUGUGGCGCAGCGGAACAGUUGGGUUCUGCAUUUGGGGCGAUACUCAUGUUUCCUCUUGUCAACGUGCUGCACGUUUUUAAGUCCGCCGAUGGAAGCAGCCCGCAGUGUCCCAGCUGAAAGCAUGCCGAGACAAUUUUUCUGGGCCAGGAAAGCCUAUCACGUGCCCAUCCAAGCUUCCCUCAGACCCUGGCACAGGCAGUCCCAGCUCUCCUCCCCUAGCCAUCGCCAGCAGGGUUAAAGCGUCCAUAACUUGAGCCGUCGGCCCCCCUGUCACAGCCACAAACUCCGUCUUGGUCGGUGUUUUUAGAAACCAGUAUUAUUGGCUUUUGGGCGCGUGCUCUGCCUCUGCCGGAGAGUAGGCUAGUCCAUAAGCCAAGUUCUCUGGAACCCUAAAAGGGUAAGGAAACUGCCAGUAGGCGACAGGCAAGACAAGAUUUUCCCAAGACUCGUUUUCUAGCCACCACAGCAUAUUUCGUAUGCUGCUUUGUAUUUCAAAUACACUUUCCAUUCAUGUCUGAGAUCAAUAAAAUCAGUUUUCUACUUUCUACAA
This is a messenger RNA of Antechinus flavipes (yellow-footed antechinus), 1989 nucleotides long. It is a transcript of the gene SLC52A3, whose product is annotated as solute carrier family 52 member 3. Bases 165 to 1556 code for a protein of 463 amino acids. Gene Ontology annotation, biological process: riboflavin transport. The transcript is spliced from 4 exons. Gene Ontology annotation, molecular function: riboflavin transmembrane transporter activity. The record is from RefSeq and is a predicted model, not a curated record. Gene Ontology annotation, cellular component: plasma membrane. NCBI's taxonomy places the organism in Eukaryota, Metazoa, Chordata, Mammalia, Dasyuromorphia, Dasyuridae.